AUGCACGGUGUCACGUACCCUCGGGUGGCGGGGCGGCGGCAGCGAUCGCCGGAGAACGGCACCGUGCAAUUUCCACCUCUCGACACACCGAGGCAAACUGCAACGCAUGGGGAUAAAAAAAAGCGAACGUCCGGGGCGGAAAAAUCCUCCGCUGCGAAGGGGCGAAGUAUUGGCGGCGGGAACACAAACAAGAGAAGCAACAAUAGAAGUGACAAAGGAGCUGUGGUUCCUGUGGAUGCAGUGAUGGAUAUGAACAAAAAAGCCAUGACACUCAUGAAAUGUGGGAAAAUGAAGGCAAGUUAUGACAUGCUACAAGCGGCUCUGAAGGCUGCUGAAGCCGGCGUGCGUCGAUUUCCGAGUGCUCCAAAUGCGUCCAAUCCGGAAGCCCAGGAGCAACGUGAGGCGUGGCUUCUGGCAUUUGCAGCCACACUAAGCAACUUGGGAUGCUUGCAGCGUCGCGAUAAUCAAUUAUACGAGGCCAUUCGUUACCUUCAGGACGCGCGUAAUGUGGAAUCUCAGGUCUUUGGAAGGCCCUCUUGCUCCACCAUGGUGAAUCUCUCCGCCGUACUACUUGAAUUGGGGUCAACAGAGGAGGCGCUCACUAUUGCCCGUGAUUGCGCCUUAGCCUCGGAGCAGAGUGACCCAAUGCUUCAUACUAUUGCGCUACACAACUAUGGCGUGACACUGAGCCAGCACACUUCAGAGGAAAUGCGGCAGUCAGCGGUACCUGUGCUUAUGAAGGCGUUGCGGCAGGCCCAACUUCAUUUAGGCGAGGAGCACCCCACAACGAUGCUCAUCCGUCAACAUUGUGGCAUGACGCUCCAGAAGCCACCCAAGGAUAGCGAGACAUGCAACCCUGGUAACGCAGUUUCCGUAAUACAAGCCCAUGAAGAAACAUGCAAACAACCGGUAUCUUCAGGUGGUCGACUACCGCCGCUUACUCAAGCUUCUAUACAUCUCCAGCAAGCCAAGGAGGCUUUGCAGUCAUUAAAUUACGGUGAUAUGCCGUUAUUUGGGGAAAGCUGUGCUUCCUCUGCCACCGAUAGUAAAAAACAACCCAAAUCCACUGAAGGUACCUCGAACCUGGGAAAAGAUUUUGCAUUCCAACCCGUUACGGCUUUUAAAGGUGAAAACGCGGAAAUGCCGAGGAAUUCCUCCAUACGGAGGCCCUCGCCGAAUGAACCCGUAGUUGCCUCCCUCGAGGAGGCCGUUGAUGGAACGUUGGCAAGGCAAUACUCUGCCGUGGUGAAUGUACCAACGGCACCCUGGGCAUUCUUAACAGAAGAGUCGGUGGAAGAGGAAGAGAGGACGAGAGAAAAGAAGGCGAAAUGUGAAUACGACGAUGCAGAUGAUGACGAUGAUGAGAGGAAACGUAUGCGUCUCAAAAUGGCAACACCGACGCUGAGGAUGAAUGGAGAGGGGGCUGCCGUUGUUUGUGGUUUGCUGGAGCCCGCGGAAGAAAAAGAAAAAGACAGUGAAGCCAAUAGCGCCGUUUAUGUUGGCGCUGGCGACGCCGCUAAGCCUUCAAAGGGCGAAGUUGAAGAGGAACUGAAAUGUAACGACACGACGAUGGGGCCGCUGAAAUUAGAUGUUACUCAGCGACCUGUGAAUUUUACAUUCCCUGGAGGGUUCUUUUUCAUUGGUGCCGAAGUAAAGCAGCCGGAGUCGUCCUUUUAUCGUUUUGCGCCGCCGGAUGUUUCAUUGCCGCCUAGCGUGCCAGGUGCUGCGCAGAAUGUGGCGGCAACAGAGGUUGCCAGGCAAAAACCUGAAAAUGAAAAGUUGUUUAAACCCUUCGAGGAAGAGGAGGAUGAGGAGGAAGAAGAAGAUGAUGAGUAUGAAAUGUAUGGUGUCAAGCACAAAGAAAUUCAAGAAAGGGGAAAGCGACGCGUGCCGACAGCUGAAAAGGCUAUUGCGAAAAAGAGAGAGGCUUUCGUAAAGAUAAUUGGCGUUAACCCUGCCGCACGCCGUGAAGAGCGCAUUCGACAGGAACAUAUGGAGGAGGAAGCGCUUCGUUCUCAGCUUCGCAAGGAAGCUGAAGAGAAGGCACAAGCGGAACACUUUGAGCGCACUUUUGCCGCGAUCGUGUCUCGUACAAGGGACAGAGCCGCGAGGAAGAUUCAAUACACGUGGUGUAUGUGGUGGAAUUCUGUGGGGAAGCGGCGACGCGAACUGCUUAUUAGACGGGCAGAGGAGAAGGCGCGGCGAGAGCGUUCGCGUCAGGCCCUUCUUGAACAUGAGCGUCGCGUAGAAGAGGAGCGGCGGCAGAAAAAGAUGGGCAGAACGAGGACCGGGGUUGAAACUAUCCCGUCAGUAAUUUCCUGUGGUACAAAGUGGUUAGCGAAGACACUCUGUGUGCGAUAUUUGGCACGGCGUCGUAUUCCUCGUGAGGAUAAAAAGGAGGCUUUCUUUGUGGUGCAGGUGUCCAAAAUCCAGGCCGUUUGGAGGGGAUACCACGUUCGUCAGCAAAUGCAAGCUCAAGGCGCUACUCAAGCCCAGAAAUGGAGAUGUAAUCAUCAGGUGGAAUGCGAGGUGUACGCUGCAAUGGUCAUUCAGAUGUUUGUUCGCCGAUGCUUUGCUCGCAAGGCAAGAGAAAAUAAUAUAAUUGAACGCUAUGGUCCACCAGCGGUAAAAAUUCAGAGAUGGUUUCGCACUGUUAUGCCUCGCCGACGUGCGCUCGGCGUAGAUCGAGUCUCAAAGUGGCGAAAGCAAUAUUCUGCUAGAUUGAUUCAGCGUGCCUGGAGAGGGUAUCUUUCUCGUCUGGCGUACUUCAUGGAAAAACUGCGUUAUAAGUUAGACGAAGAUAGAAGACAUGAACGUGUUGCAGCUUUCGUGUUGCAGCGAGUGGGUCGUGGAUUUGCAUGUAGGACUUUGAUUGCAAGACAGUGGACGAAAAAGGCCCAUCUUCGCGCAACCAUGCACGCGCUUGAGUGGGGAGACGGUGACCUGCAUGGAAGGAGGGAUCCCGCACCCACUCCCCCACCACCAGCCGCGACGUAUGUUCCCACCCCGGUUGACGAGGUAAAUGCAGUAGCUAAGUUGGAGCGGGAGAAGUAUCAUAUAGGCCUUUUUGUCGACGUCGUUGCAGAGCGUAAUCGCGCUGAAUGGAAAGAGGCCCUUCGCCUGCGUCCCUUUGAGGUGCUUCGACGUCGCGCCCACGAAAACCACCUCUGUGAACUUGAAUUGAACGCCCUCAGACGGGAGCGCGCAGCUGUAAAGAUACAACGGGAAUUCCGUCAAUGGCUGCGUAUUCGUGACGCGCCCUUCCGCGAUAAGGCCCUGUUACUCAUUGGUCGCGGUGAUUACCAGGUUUUGGAAUACGGCCGCAAAAUCGAUCGCAUACGACACGCGCGUGAACAAGAGGCAGGGCGGGUUAUUUUUGGUGACCAACUCGCACCUAUGCGCGGGGCGAGAGCCGAGGUACAGGCAGAGUUGGAGGAACUCCGUCCACAGGUGAGAACUCAUGUCCCACGCGACGAGGUGCGAAGCCAAGGGGAACGCUGCGAGGUGGAAUAUGAGCUACAACGUGAUGAGGACUUGCUACAGCAACAAUUACGUGCAGAGACCCUUCUUAAGCGAAGAGAUUCCCGUCUACGUCGGGCAAUUGAGGCGGGUAUCAUAAGCUCACGAGGUGGUUUGAUGGAAGCAAAGUUUGUACAAUGA
Trypanosoma conorhini is the source of this 3660-nucleotide messenger RNA. RefSeq lists its product as uncharacterized. The transcript has a single exon. Gene Ontology annotation, molecular function: protein binding. The record is from RefSeq and is a predicted model, not a curated record. NCBI's taxonomy places the organism in Eukaryota, Euglenozoa, Kinetoplastea, Trypanosomatida, Trypanosomatidae. Bases 1 to 3660 code for a protein of 1219 amino acids.